This is a messenger RNA of Drosophila nasuta, 2433 nucleotides long. It is a transcript of the gene Mcm7, whose product is annotated as minichromosome maintenance 7. Lineage: Eukaryota; Metazoa; Arthropoda; Insecta; Diptera; Drosophilidae. The coding region runs from base 131 to 2293 and encodes 720 amino acids. Gene Ontology annotation, molecular function: single-stranded DNA binding; single-stranded DNA helicase activity; ATP hydrolysis activity. The record is from RefSeq and is a predicted model, not a curated record. Gene Ontology annotation, cellular component: MCM complex; nucleus. Gene Ontology annotation, biological process: DNA strand elongation involved in DNA replication; DNA replication initiation; double-strand break repair via break-induced replication. The transcript is spliced from 5 exons.
AGCAUAACGCGGACGCAGUCGGCAAGCGGGAAACGCUUGUUUUGUUGCAUCUCUUGCUUGCAUUUUGUUGCUUACAUCCAAAGAGUAAAGUUAUCCCGCUUUGUUUUUAAUUCCAUAAAAAUCUACACAAAUGGCACGCCGAGACUACGCUCAAGACAGAGAAUCGAUCAAAACCUUUUUGGCCGAAUUCUGCAAAUGUGACGACGAUGGCAAAAAGGAGUUUGUUUAUGGUUCGCAACUCGUCAAGCUGGCGCAUCGUGAACAAGUGCUCAUCACCAUCGAUCUAGAUGAUCUGGCUGAAUUCAAUGAGAGUCUCGCCGAGGCUGUGAUUGAGAAUUGUCGACGCUAUGCGGCCAUUUUCAGUGAUGUGAUUGCCGAGCUACUGCCCAGCUACAAACAACAAGAGGUGCACGCAAAGGAUGCGCUUGAUGUGUAUAUCGAGCAUCGCUUGAUGAUGGAUGCACGCACGCGCAAUCCCAUGGAGCAGCGCGAUGAACGCAACGCCUUCCCCACCGAGCUGAUGAAGCGAUUUGAGGUUGGUUUCAAGCCACAGUCUACAGAGAAGGCGCACUCCAUCCGCGAAGUGAAGGCACAGCAGAUUGGCAAACUGGUCACAGUGCGUGGCAUUGUCACCCGCUGCACCGAGGUGAAGCCAAUGAUGGUGGUGGCCACCUACACUUGCGAUCGCUGCGGCUCCGAGACCUAUCAGCCCGUCAAUUCGUUGUCGUUUAUUCCUGUGCAAGAUUGUCCUUCGGAUGAUUGCCGUGUGAACAAAGCAGGCGGACGUCUUUAUCUGCAGACGCGUGGCUCCAAGUUCGUCAAGUUCCAGGAAAUCAAAAUGCAGGAGCACAGCGAUCAAGUGCCCGUUGGCCACAUUCCACGCAGCAUGACGGUGCUCUGUCGUGGCGAGGUGACGCGCAUGGCACAGCCAGGUGAUCAUGUGCUUGUCUCGGGUGUUUUCCUGCCCAUGGUGCGCACGGGAUUCGCACAGAUGAUUCAGGGUCUGCUCUCGGAGACUUUCCUGCAAGCACACCGCAUCAUUUGCAUCAACAAAAACGACGACAUUUCGGACAAGGACGCAGAACUCACGCCCGCUGAAUUGGAGGAGUUGGCCCAGGAUGAUUUCUAUGAGCGUCUGGCUACCAGCUUGGCACCUGAAAUCUACGGUCAUUUGGAUGUAAAGAAGGCUUUGCUUUUGUUGCUUGUUGGCGGCGUCGAUAAGCGUCCUGAUGGCAUGAAGAUUCGUGGUAGCAUCAACAUAUGUCUGAUGGGCGAUCCUGGUGUGGCCAAAUCCCAGCUGCUCGGCUACAUUAGUCGUCUGGCCGUGCGUUCGCAGUACACCACAGGACGUGGUUCCUCAGGCGUGGGUCUAACAGCUGCUGUCAUGAAGGAUCCGCUAACAGGAGAAAUGACGCUCGAGGGUGGCGCUUUGGUGUUGGCUGAUCAGGGCGUCUGCUGCAUUGACGAGUUCGAUAAAAUGGCGGAUGCGGAUCGUACAGCUAUUCACGAGGUGAUGGAACAGCAGACCAUCUCCAUUGCCAAAGCAGGCAUCAUGACCACACUGAAUGCGCGUGUUUCCAUCUUGGCAGCAGCCAAUCCUGCCUUUGGUCGUUACAAUCCACGUCGCACGGUGGAGCAAAACAUUCAGUUGCCUGCCGCUUUGUUGUCGCGUUUCGAUUUGCUGUGGCUCAUUCAGGAUAAACCGGAUCGUGACAAUGAUUUGCGGCUGGCCAAGCACAUUACGUAUGUGCACAGCCACAGCAAGCAGCCGCCGUCGCGCAUCAAGUCGCUGGACAUGAAUCUGAUGCGACGCUACAUUAAUCUGUGCAAGCGCAAGAAUCCAACCAUUCCCGACGAGCUCACCGAGUACAUUGUGGGCGCCUAUGUGGAGCUGCGUCGCGAGGCGCGCAACCAGAAGGACAUGACCUUCACAUCGGCUCGUAAUCUGCUCGGCAUUCUGCGUCUCUCGACGGCUUUGGCACGUCUACGUCUCUCCGAUCGCGUGGAGAAGGAUGAUGUUUCAGAGGCGCUGCGUUUGCUGGAGAUGUCCAAGGAUUCGCUCAACCAGAUACACGAGCACCAAAAGGGACAUGUUCCCAACACUUCGGAUCGCAUCUUUGCCAUCGUACGCGAGUUGGCUGGAUCGGGCAAAGCGGUUAAGAUUGCCGACAUCAUGGAUCGCUGCACUACAAAGGGCUUCAAACCCGACCAGGUGGACAAAUGCAUCGAUGACUACGAAGAACUCAACGUGUGGCAGGUCAACAUGGGCCGCACCAAGAUUACAUUUAUGUAAACAGACGCUUCAAUCAAUUGCCAAUCAUUUUAUCUAUUUCUACUUGUAGCCUGUAAGCAUUCAUGUCUCUCAAAUGUUCCCAUUUACAUACAAUCAUUAUAUUACACAAGAAUUCUCAUCAACAAAUUUAUUUAAAAAUA